Molecule: messenger RNA, 578 nt
Organism: Chara braunii
Lineage: Eukaryota; Viridiplantae; Streptophyta; Charophyceae; Charales; Characeae
Source: the annotation of a GenBank genome assembly
GAUUGAGUUAACAACUAUUUGACUGAGUUAGCAACUAUUUGACUGAGUUAACAAUGAUGUGACUGAAGCCUGAAGCGUGUUGGAUUGAUUGCAAUCUUCAGAGAUGGCGAGAAGACGAUUGCAAGAAGAGAAGGAAGCUGAACGUGCGCUGCUCGAAGAAGAGAUGCGGCGCAUUGCGCACGAGGAGAAGUGCAAAGCUGAGGAGAGAGCCAAGACGAUGGCCGCUUUGCAGUCCGACAUCGUUGCGCAGAUAAACCAGAAGCGUACCUGGAAGGUACUUCAGAAGAAGGCUGCAACGGAGGAGUUUGAACGUUGUCAGAUGGCUGAGAAAGAGUACGUGAGACUUGCAAGAGAAUUCACAAUUGAUUGUCCGCCAGAGCCGAACUAUGGAAGGAAGACCACUCAAUGGUAUACGUGAUUGCUUGAUUGAUUGGUUGACCGACCAGCUGAAUGCUUCUUCACAGGGGCCAUGCUAAUCUUCUCGGUAUCGUUCCAAUUUUAACGGAUAUCCCGAAGGACAGCUCUGGGGUUAUUCUGAUAUUUCAAGACUCUGAGUUUAACAAACAGUGUAAAUACUG